AUGGAACAAAAAAAAAGUAGUGAGUCCCCUUCAUUUAGUGAAAGGAUGAGUUUCAAUAAUAAAUCGUUUUUAGAUUUAAGUAACUAUAGUAAAGCUAAUUAUAAAAAGCAAGCUUCAAUAAACAAUACAAGUGAGAUAUGCGAAUAUUUUACUUGUAUAACCAACAACCAAAAAGAUAUAAGUAAAAAAUAUGAACAACUAUUUUCAUUGAUUAAAAAGUUUGGGAAAGAAAUUAAGUAUUUACUCGAUAAAAAUGAUGAAUAUAAUAAUAUUCUAAUAGAUACAAAAGAAUAUAUAAAAAAAAUAAAAUCUAAAUUAAGUGGCUCUUCUUGCAAUGAAUUUGAAAAUGUUGAAAGAAAAUUAUUUGAGGAUAGGAAUAAUGUUGAUGUAAUAGGGCAAAUUAUAGUAUACAUCUUCGAAGAAUUGCAAUAUUACAAUAAGAAUUCUUUUGAAUGCAAUCAAAAAAUUAAUGAUAUAAGAAAAAGCAUAGGAAGCAAAGAUGAAUGUACAAAACUGGAAAGACAAUUAACUUUAAAAAAUGAUGAAUUAAAGAAGGAAAUAAUAGAUAAUAUGAAUUCUUUGAAAGAAAAUCAUGAUUUGAAAUUAAAACUUAACGAUGAACGAAAUAUGUUUAAAAAAGACUUAGAGUAUAUGAAUUUGAAAAUUCGAUAUAUUAUUUUAAAAUUUUUAGUUCGCGACAAAAUGUAUAAUACAAAAAAAAACAUUUUUUUUACAUGGCUAAAUAUAAUAAGACGUAGAAGAGAAGCAAAAGUUAAAAUAAUAAAUUUUUUUUGUAAAAACCAAAAUCAAUUAUUAUUAUGUUGUUUCAACAAAUUAAAGGCACAAUAUUUUGAGAAAUAUCUAAUAGAUAAAAUUAGAUCCAUGAUGUUAAAUGGCUAUAGAAAUAAUGGUACUAGUUCUAAUAGCAACUAUCACAACAGUAAUAUAAAUCCGAACAUUAAUAGUGGUAUAAAUGGUGCCAAUAUCUAUAGCAAUAAUAAGCUUGAUAGCAAAGCUCGAUAUUAUGCUGAUAAAAAUACUUCAAAAGAUAGAAAAGGUAGUGUCUUUUCCAAUUUGAAUAGUCAUAAUAAAAUGAAAAGCAACAAUAUAUCAUUAAUUAGCAAUGAUAAUGAUUAUGAUAAUAUGGAAAAAAAAAGUGAAUCAUCAUUUUAUCAUGAUAAAAAAAAUAGCCAAGCAACUCGAAAAAGUGAUUUAGUAAAUUUGUAUGAUACCACGGAUGGUACUAGGAUACAUUCUAAUGAUGGAGGAAAAAAAAAGGAUACAAUAGAAUUAUAUAAUGAUGAUAAUGAAAAUAAUAAUUACGAAAAAUCAAUGUCCUUAUUUGAUAAUUACACUAAGCAACCAAAUUAUAACAUUGAAAAAAUGUAUGAAAAUUUUCAAAAUGAAAUAAAUGAAAAAGCUGAUCAAAAAAAUGUAGAUAUACUAAAUCAAACGAUAAAAAAAUUGAAUCAUAAAAUUAAUGAUAUAUUAGCUGCGCUGGACAAGCAAAAAAAAAUAAACGAACGUUUAAGUAGAAAUAUAGCAGAAAAUGAUAAUUCUUAUUCAAAUUAUAAAAACACAACAAACUAUAAAUUAUCACAAGCACACCUAAAAAGUUUAAAUAUUGAUAAUAAUGAAUCAUCAAAUUUGCUCUCAGAAAAAACGUUAAGUGAGUAUUUGACAAAUAAAAAUACCAGCUCAAGAAAUGAAAGCGCAAAUAAUGAUAACAGGAAAAAUACAAACAAUAAUAAAAAAAAACAAAACUAUGAUAAUGAUUAUGAUAUUAAUAAUAACAGUGGUCAUCGAAAAAACAAAAUAGAAAAUAUGUCUCAUAAAACCACAUAUGAUAAUAUUGAUAAAUGGAACAAUAAUAAUAAAAAAUAUUCCAAAAAUAAUUCUAUGGAUACAUCAAUUAAUAAUAGUAACUUAUUGUACCCAAAGGAAUACAAAUCUAACACUCGCCGAACUUCACGGAUAAAAAAUAACCACCUUGUUAGUAACGAUAAUAUUUCCGAACAUAAGCAUACCCAUAGUAAUAACCGAACUACUAGCCAUCAUAACAAAAAUGAUCAAAAAAUAUCUUUUAUAGAAAAUAGCAAUGAUACUGCUAAUACAGCGUCAGACAUAAAACUGAUUUUAAGAACUGGUGGAGGGUUUCGAAAAUUAAGUGAACAUGAUAAAAAACAUUAUAUUGAAAAAUUAAAUUAUUUGAAUGAUAACAAUUUAUUAGGUUAUGAAACCAAUUUAAAUAUUAAAAUAAAAGGACACCCAUUUAUGUGUAAUGCAAAUAAUAACCAUAAUAAUCAUCACGACACCAAAAAGGAAAAAAGACAUAGAUCUCUCUCAAAGUUUUAUAACAUGCAUUAA
This is a messenger RNA of Plasmodium vinckei vinckei, 2367 nucleotides long. Its product is annotated as conserved Plasmodium protein, unknown function. The record is from RefSeq and is a predicted model, not a curated record. Bases 1 to 2367 code for a protein of 788 amino acids. The transcript has 2 exons. NCBI's taxonomy places the organism in Eukaryota, Apicomplexa, Aconoidasida, Haemosporida, Plasmodiidae.